CAUGAGUGUCGCGGACAACUUUACCGACUUUUACUCCGGCACGUCGUUCGUCUUUCGGAUGGCGGUGGACGAGUACAACAGUGAGCGCAACUGGACCGGCCUCAUCGAUCGCUACUGGUUGAUCGUGGAGGAGCUGAUCGCUGAUCCCCGCGCGAAACAGCUACCCUUCAUGGACAAUCCACUGCCGACGCUUGGCAUGAUCAUCUGCUACCUCUUGUGGGUUCUCCUGAUCGGUCCGAUGUACAUGCGCGACCGGAAGCCGAUGGACUUGCGACGAGUGAUCAUCUUCUACAACCUGUUUCAGGUGCUCCUCAGUGGCUACAUGUUCUACGAGCACCUGAUGGCUGGUUGGGUGAGGGGUUACAGUCUAACAUGCCAGACGGUGGACUACAGCGAUAGCCCCCUCUCGCGAAGAAUGUUCAACCUCUGCUACGUGUACUAUCUCUCGAAGCUGUCCGAGUUUGCUGACACCGUGUUCUUCGUGCUACGCAAGAAACAGUCCCAAAUUACCGACCUGCACGUCUAUCAUCAUUCGCUGACACCGAUCGAGGCGUGGAUAUUGACAAAAUUCAUUGCCGGUGGUAAUGCGACGCUGCCGAACGUGAUUAACAACUUCGUACACGUGCUGAUGUACUUCUACUACAUGCUGUCAGCGAUGGGCUAUCGGGAUAUUUGGUGGAAAAAAUACAUGACUGAAGUUCAAAUUAUUCAAUUUGUUAUUUGUAUCGCGCACUGUAUCAAUGCCCUCGCAACCGGUUGCCCAUUCCCGCGGUUCAUCACCACCCUACUGCUGAUCAACGCAUCCAUCUUUCUGGCACUCUUCAUGAACUUCUACAUCGAAAGCUACAAGCGCAAAUCGAAAUCGGCCAAGGCCAGUGCCGAAGCAAACGCAGCAAUCGAACUGACGAAGAAAGUGUCCGGUGUCCAAGAACUCUCGCCCGUAGAAGCAUCUCCUGUAGAAGCGGAACAAAUCAGUCACACACUUAAGGAAGGCCCAGAAAUCUCUCCACUGGAAGACAUAAACAACAACGACAGCAGGACGGUGCUGGAGUCGGAGAAAAAACCAUUGGAAGAGUCACCGAUGGACGUGAAGGAAGGUGAGCUAGCAGGUGAAGUAACCAGCAGUAACGUGGAGGAUGUGACCGUGGAGAUGGUGCAACAACACCAACAGGACACAACUGGACUGAGGCAACGGAUAGUGGUAAGCGAAGCGGGCGAGGAAUCCUGGACGGGGCCAACGAAAACCGUGGAACUGGCAAGCGGAUGA
Messenger RNA from Anopheles maculipalpis, 1267 nucleotides. RefSeq names its product elongation of very long chain fatty acids protein 7-like. The coding region runs from base 2 to 1267 and encodes 421 amino acids. The transcript has 6 exons. NCBI's taxonomy places the organism in Eukaryota, Metazoa, Arthropoda, Insecta, Diptera, Culicidae. Gene Ontology annotation, molecular function: fatty acid elongase activity. Gene Ontology annotation, cellular component: endoplasmic reticulum membrane. Gene Ontology annotation, biological process: fatty acid elongation, monounsaturated fatty acid; fatty acid elongation, saturated fatty acid; fatty acid elongation, polyunsaturated fatty acid. The record is from RefSeq and is a predicted model, not a curated record.